Molecule: messenger RNA, 2078 nt
Organism: Seriola aureovittata
Lineage: Eukaryota; Metazoa; Chordata; Actinopteri; Carangiformes; Carangidae
Product: B-cell receptor CD22-like
Exons: 9
Coding region: 139-1527 (462 amino acids)
Source: RefSeq, a predicted model, not a curated record
UCUUUCCUCUGUUGGCAGCGUUUUGCAGAGAGGAACAUCACCUUUCUCUCUUGUAAGACGAGAAUCGUUUUUCGAUUGAUAUUUCUUGCAUAUAUUUAUCAGCUGAUUGUUUGAUUGUCUCUGGAGUCACACAGAGAGAUGAGAGGAGCAGCUAUGAGUUUAACAGCAGCAUCAAGUGGAUUUGUCGUCCUCCUCCUCACUGUACCAGUGAUACAGGGUCAGAGGGACUGGAGAGUGUUUUACUCUCGCACUCACAUCUGUGCCUCUAAAGGAUCAACAGUGGAAAUACACUGCAGCUACAGAUACCCAUCCAUAACAAAUGGUUACUAUACUAAGGUUGAGGAAACUUUCUGGUUUACUAAAAGCAUUAAUGAUGCACCAUUGGAUCUGAGAACAGACUCAGACUACAGAGGUCGUGUGGAGUAUAAUUGUCGUACAUGGAUCAUCUGCACUCUAACAAUCAGAGACCUGAGAGAGAGCGACUCAGCUGAGUACAAGUUCAGAUUCACAACAAACCAAGGUGGGAAAUAUACAGGUGAACCUGGAGUCACUUUGUCUGUCACAGACCUCCAGGUGCUGGUGGAAAGAUCAUCAACCCAGACAGAGCUGAAGUGUCACAGCAGCUGUAAAGCAGCUGAUCGUCCUUCAUAUGUCUGGUACAAGAACGGACUGAAAAUGAAGGAGGAAACAUUUUCCCUUAGAGUCUCUGCUAAUGAUGACAACAGCUAUUCCUGUGCUCUUAAAGGACAUGAGGAUCACCGCUCCCCUCCAGUGUAUGCUCCAAAGCUUCUCACUGUGUCAGUGAGUCCCUCUGGUGAGAUAGUGGAGGGCAGUUCAGUGACUCUGACCUGUAGCAGUGAUGCUAACCCAGCAGCUAAUUACACCUGGUACAAGGAGAAUGACCGUAAACUUCCCAGUCAACAACCACAGCUCUUCUUCUUCAGCUCCAUCCAGCCCUCUGAGUCUGGAGAGUAUUACUGUACAGCUGAGAAUGAGAUGGGGAGGAGGACAUCAGCACACGUCUUUAUUGAUGUAAAAUAUGCUCCAAAGCUUCUCUCUGUGUCAGUGAGUCCCUCUGGUGAGAUAGUGGAGGGCAGUUCAGUGAAUCUGACCUGUAGCAGUGAUGCUAACCCAGCAGCUAAUUACACCUGGUACAAGGAGAAUGAAGACUCACCAAAAGCUUCAGGACAGAUCUUCACCAUCACUGACCUCAGACCUGAACACAGUGGGAAUUAUUACUGUGAAGCCCAGAACACAAGAGGACGUCGUAACUCCACCUUAAAUCUGACUGUUGUAGCAGGUAAAUCAGUAUUAAUGAUUAAUAUCAUCAGGUUGACUCUGGUGGUCCUGAUGCUGAUUCCACUGGUCGUCUUGAGUCUGUGGACGAGGAAGAAGAAAACUCUGAGUUUAAACUCUGAACCAAAUGAAGCUGUAAAGAUGAUGGAGGUAGACUCUUGUCCUGGUUAUGAGAACAGCACCACUGCAGCACAGACACAAGAACCAGAGGAGCAGGAAGACCUGGUGUGAAGUUACAGUCAGAUGAUGUUGAAGCAAAGGUGGGACUCACCUGGUGGAAACAGGAAGUAGAACAACAUUGGUUCCAGCUUUAAAGAUUUUUCUGUUCAUUUUUCAUCUUAUUAUUUUAUUUAGCAGCUAUGAAGACAGAUAAAGUUAAAAUCUGUUCUUUUGUUGUGAUUAAUUUUCCUCAGUUUUGUCUCUAUAUGGAUGAAAUGUGCCACAGUGCAGUAGUUUAUUAGUAUUCAGGAUGUUACUGAUAUGAAGAUGCAAAGACAGUUUUUAUUGAAGAGGACCUGAACUUCCUGUAAAUCUCUGGGGUCACUCAUCAAAGCAGAAUGUAGUUCACUAAAUGUGAAACCUUUUCAGAAUAAAAGUCCAUUGUUGACAGUGUGUGCAACACCCUAAUUAUAAUUUGAAGAGUUUACCAUUGUAAUAUGUCAAAGAUGUUUGUCAGCAGUGUGAACUAAUGACACGUCCGGAACUUAAUCUCUGUAAAUAACUUAAAGUGUAAAUAGUUUCAAUCAUAAAAUGUGAAAAUAAAGCACCAACAGUAAAUGUGA